CACUCACCCACUCCACCCACCAUACCUUGCACCCCCCCCGACACCGACUCUCCCCCACCCGAUCAGAGGGUAUCUGAGCCAUGGACUCUGCGUCCAUCCUGAUGCCCUCCCAGCCGAGCCAUGCGGCCUCAUUUCCACUCACCAAUGGCCAUACGUCGCCCCUGGCCGUCCACGUAACCUCUACCGACGACCUCUCCGUACACAGCGAGAGCGAAUUGUCCGAUGUGAAGGAAGCCAUCGCCGAAGACGCCUCAUCGGAUGAAGACGCCCCAGGCGAGGUCUACAACGAGGUUGAGGACGAUGGCGCUGACUCGGACUCGUCGAUGGACAUCGACGCGGAAGGCGAGCCCGAUGGCGACUAUGACUCCGAAACUCCACCGCCGGUGUCAGCUACAGCUGGCCGUGCCCGCAGUUCGACGUCCGAGGAGUCGAACCGGUCAAGAAAGCGGAAAGCGAGUAUAGAAGAAGACGACUUCAUCACCCAGAACCCAGAGCUCUAUGGGCUUCGACGAAGCGGCCGAGCUCGACCCAGCCGUCGCAUUGUCGAUAGCAGCGACGAGGAUGACUCAUCUACUUCGGAUCGUCCGAGGAAGCGACAGAGGACAGCCUCGCGGAAAACAUCUCACCAAGUUACCCCGGUAGUACAGUCUGCGGGUUCCGAUUCUGACUCUGACGCAUACUUCAAUGCGCGGAAGAACAUGCCUACCAAGAAGCAAAAGCAGCGUCAGCUUCAAGUCGCUGCAGGCCUUCUUCCCCCUUCGCGCAGCGAGAUCCGAUUCUCAUCUAGGCGCACCAAGCAGGUCACCAACUACAAUGAAGACGAAGCGGAUAACUUUGAAGAGGAGGAUGAUGAGUUUGCUACUCCCAACUAUGAAAUGACUCUCGAAUACACCGGACCAGUCAUUGAUAAAGUACUAGAUCAUCGGCCAAAAACAGGCAUUGAACUCGACCCGGUCGAUGCUGAUAAGAAGGAUUUUGAGUACCUCCUCAAAUGGCAGGACAAAGCCCACUACCACUCGACCUGGGAAACAUACGAAUCCGUAUCCUCCUACCGCGGUUUGCGAAAACUCGACAACUACUACCUGAAAGUUGUCGACAAGGAUAUGCAGUAUCAGGCUCGAAGGCAAGACGAGCCUGAGGAGUACGAACAAUGGAUGGUCAUACGCGAGACUGAGCGUGAGAGUCAGCUUGAUUUCCAUCAGGUAGAACGUGUCAUUGGCAGCAGAGCUGGUGAUGAUGAGACAGAGUACAUGGUCAAAUGGAAAGGAUUGACCUACGACAAUUGUACCUGGGAAUUGGCUUCUUUGGUCAGUGAGUUGUCGCAAAGCGAGAUCGACCGCUUCCUUGACCGAUCGUCGAGGUUGCCCUGGUCCGACUCUAAAGAAUCUAGUCUUGCUACUCGGAAGAAGUUCGUUCCUCUGAAAGAGCAGCCUGAUUACAUCAAGCACGGCCAGCUACGAUCAUUCCAAUUGCAUGGCAUCAACUUCCUCGGGCACAAUUGGGUUCGAGGUACCAACGUUAUUUUAGCCGAUGAGAUGGGUCUCGGAAAAACCGUCCAAACUGUCGCGUUCAUGAACUGGUUACGCCACGAUAGGAGGCAGGAUGGACCGUUUAUCUGCGUUGUCCCUUUGUCAACUAUGCCCGCCUGGGCCGACACCUUCAACAAUUGGACGCCUGACCUCAACUACGUUAUCUAUCAAGGCAACGACAAAGCUCGAAAGCUGAUUCGAGAGCAUGAGCUGCUCGUUGAUGGCAAUGUCAAGAAGACCAAAUUCAACGUCCUCAUGACCACAUACGAAUACGUGCUUCUGGAUUGGCAGUUUUUGUCAACAUUGAAGUGGCAAUUUCUGGCAGUCGACGAAGCUCAUCGGCUCAAGAACCGAGAGUCGCAGCUUUACGACAGGCUCCUCCAGUUCAAUGCACCCUGUCGCCUCCUCAUCACUGGUACUCCAAUCCAGAACACUCUCGGAGAGCUCUCUGCUUUGAUGGACUUCCUCAUGCCAGGCAAGAUCUCCGUCGAUGAAAACGUUGACCUCUCUUCUGAAGAUGCGAGUCGGAAGCUUGCCGACCUUAGCGCGGCUAUUCAGCCUUACAUGAUCCGACGAACGAAGGAAAAGGUCGAGAAUGAUUUGCCACCAAAAUCCGAGAAGAUCCUUCGAGUGGAACUUUCCGAUAUCCAACUCGAGUACUACAAGAAUAUCCUCACGAGGAAUUACGAGGCUCUCAAUGAAGGCAGCCAUGGCCAGAAGCAGUCUCUGUUGAACAUUGUGAUGGAGCUGAAGAAGGCCAGCAACCAUCCAUUCCUCUUUCCCCAGGUUGAGCACAAGAUCAUGAAACAGUAUACCACCAAGGACGAACAACUGAAGGCGCUCAUCACUACAAGUGGCAAGAUGAUGUUGCUCGACCGGCUGCUCACAAAGCUGAAGGCCGAUGGCCAUCGUGUAUUAAUCUUCAGUCAAAUGGUGCACAUGCUCGACAUCCUCACUGACUAUCUGAUUGCACGAAAAUACUCAUAUCAGCGAUUGGACGGCACCGUUCCGGCUACUGACCGGAGGAUUGCAAUCGAUCACUUCAAUGCCCCAGACAGCCAGGACUACUGCUUCCUCUUGUCCACUCGGGCCGGCGGUCUUGGGAUCAAUCUCAUGACUGCCGAUACCGUGGUAUUGUUUGAUUCCGAUUGGAACCCUCAAGCGGAUCUUCAAGCUAUGGCCCGAGCGCACCGUAUUGGCCAACAAAAGCCCGUCACCGUCUACAGAUUGGUGUCAAAGGAUACAAUCGAAGAAGAGAUUCUCGAACGCGCACGAAAUAAGCGCAUGCUUGAAUUCAUCACGAUUCAACGUGGUGUAACAGAUCGCCAACAGAAGGAGAUGACCGACAAAAUAAAUCGUGCUGCCGGCGAACCUAAUUCCGCGGAUGAUAUCAACCAAAUCCUCAAGCGCCGUGGCCAGAAGAUGUUCGAGCAAUCAGGCAACCAGAAGAAGCUGGAAGAACUUGAUAUCGACAUGGUCCUUCAAAAUGCCGAGGAGCAUAAAACUGAGCAAGCAGCUGGCCUAACUUCCGAUGGUGGCGAAGAGUUCCUCAAAAACUUUGAGUACACUGAUGUCAAAAUUGAUCUCGAGUGGGAUGACAUCAUUCCCAAAGAAGAACUCGAAGCCGUAAAGGCCGACAUCCAACAGAAGAAAGAGGAAGAGGAAACACGUAAGCUACUUGAAGAAAAUGCUCCGCGAAAGCGCAAAGCAGCCCCUUCAAAUGAACGUGAGCAGCGCUUAGCAAAGAAACGAGCAAGAGAAGCUGUGGCUGCUGCUGAUGAGAACGAUGGUGAUGAUUCGAACACAGAGAAGGACCCGAAGCGCCCACUCAUUGAUAAGGAGAUUCGCAAUCUCAUACGUGCCUAUGAGCGGUACGGGUCACUAGAGGAGCGAGGCGAAGAAAUGCUUCGCGAUGCAAAACUCGUUGGUCGAGAUGCCGAUCUACUCAAAUCCACGUUGGACGAAGUUGUUUCCAUCAGCCGUGACCUCGUCAAGAAAGAACAGGCGAGGCUGGAUGCUCUAGAGAAAGAAGAAAACCGAGUCCUUACAAAGAAGGAUAAAAAGGCCGUUCUCUUCGACCACAAGGGUGUCAAGCGCAUCAAUGCAGAAACCAUCCUCGAGCGACCGGUCGAAAUGCGCAUGCUAAAGGAGGCUACCGAGGCCGUUGCUGAUUGGCGGAACUUCCGUAUACCUGAGGCCAUUAAGCCGGCAAGCUACUCCUGCUCCUGGGGGGCUCGUGAAGAUGGCAUGCUCUUGGUCGGGAUCACCCGUCAUGGGUACGGAGCCUGGGUCGCUAUUCGUGACGAUACGGAUCUGGGCAUGACUGACAAGUUCUUCCUCGAAGAGCAGCGCGUCGACAAGAAGGAGGAACGCAACAAGGCCGAAGAAAAGAAUGCAAAGUCCCCAGGCGCUGUGCACCUCGUACGACGAGCCAACUACCUCCUUACGGUCCUCAAGGAGAAAACCGGGACCAAUCCUAACGCCAGGCGUCUCAUCGAAAACCAUCAUCGCAAUAACAAGAAACAUCAUUUGAAUGUCAGUCGACGCCCAGAGAAGACAGCGAGUGUUUCUGCCAGCCCUGCUCCAACUCCGGUGCGCAAGCCUCCCCGCGACUCAGAGAGACCCCAAGCGCGUCCACAGAGCAAUAGCGAAAGUCGCCACUCCGAAAGCAGAGGCGACAGUCGCCCACAUGAACACGGUGCCCAUGAACACCGACAUAGGCACGGGGAUCACUACCGUCCCUCAGAUAACCACCGCAGUCCCCAUCAUCCCAACGAACGUUCUAGCGUCGAUCGACGCCCGCCGCAUGCGGAUAGGGCUCGUACUCCCGAUAUGCGCCGCAAGAUCGGUAUCGAGAACGAGAAGCCAAAACCUAAGGAGGAACGACACCACAGCCAAGAUCACCACAGCCACGGUCACAGCCACAAUCGCAGCGUGGACUCUCCUAAGGUGAAGAAGUCUGAUGAAUUUCUAGAGCGUAGAUUAAGGCCAGUGCGCGACAAUCUCGGCCGUCUCAAGAAGGCGACGCCGAAGAAUUAUCCCGACAAGAAGUCGGUGGUUCAAAUUAUCAAAGUUGAGCUCAUCGCAAUUGGUAACUUCAUCCGUGCAGAGACUCGGGACAACGCAGAAUUAGAGCAGCGACUUUGGAACUACUUCGUCCCGAAUUACUGGCCACGGCCAGGAGUUGACACUGAAAAGAUUAAGAAGUCCUAUGGACAGUUAAUGAGCCAGGAGAUGGCCGCUAGGCAGAAGAGUGGACAGCAACCCAACGGCGCAAAGUGAAGAAGGAGCACAUAAUAGACGAAUAUGAAGUUGAUAUUGAUUGAUUUGCCAUGCUCUGUGGUUGCAUGCGGGAAGAUUCUAUCAUUACUUGGUGGGGGU
Messenger RNA from Lindgomyces ingoldianus, 4910 nucleotides. RefSeq lists its product as uncharacterized. The record is from RefSeq and is a predicted model, not a curated record. Bases 81 to 4811 code for a protein of 1576 amino acids. Gene Ontology annotation, molecular function: ATP binding; ATP hydrolysis activity; ATP-dependent chromatin remodeler activity. Lineage: Eukaryota; Fungi; Ascomycota; Dothideomycetes; Pleosporales; Lindgomycetaceae. The transcript has 9 exons. Gene Ontology annotation, biological process: nucleosome organization; regulation of transcription by RNA polymerase II. Gene Ontology annotation, cellular component: nucleus; chromatin.